UAUGGUUGUUAGCAGCCCUGUUCCGUCGCGAGCUCCCAGGUCAGCAAUCAGUCAGUCAAGGAAGCCUGCAGGGCGGCCACGCGGGAGGGAGAGCGAUGCGAAUCGGUUCCCAGUUUCUUUUCUGUACUGUGAACAACAGAAACGAAAGUGACAACCUUGUGAGCAGUUGCUGGCCAAAUUCACAUCUAGAGGUCUUCCGUUGCUCUGUGCUGCUCAUCUGGUGAAAUAGCUGUGCCUGUCACAUCGGAACUGGAUUCAGAGUUAAAUUUGAGCAACUAGAAGAGCAUCCUCCAUAGAACAAAAAACAAGCCGCAGAAAUGUUGCGCAGGCCGCUGCAGCAGGUGUUUCGUCAGUUUGUAAGAUAUGAGUCUGAGUCAACAAUGCCCUUAGUCCUUGAGAGGUCACUGAAUCGCAUCCAGCUACUUGGUCGCGUAGGACAGGAUCCUGUUAUGAGGCAAGUGGAAGGGAAAAAUCCUGUCACGAUUUUCAGCCUUGCAACCAAUGAGAUGUGGCGAUCGGGAGACAGCGAAGUAUUCCAAGGAGAUGAUAUCACCCAGAAAACAACAUGGCAUAGGAUCUCUGUGUUCAGGCCAGGCUUGAGAGACGUGGCUUAUCAGUACGUCAAGAAAGGUGCUCGAAUCUAUGUGGAAGGGAAGAUCGACUAUGGGGAAUAUAUGGACAAAAACAAUGUGAGGCGGCAAGCUACGACAGUCAUUGCAGAUAACAUCAUUUUCCUGAGCGACAACAUGAAAGAAAAGGAAUGAGCUGGUUGGUUUCUUGGACAGCGGCUUGAGCAGUCUCCUUUAUUUUUGUAGCAUUUCCCGAUUCUGCAAUCAUGUAUCUUUCUAUAGGAUUUUUUUCCCGGCUGUAAUUAAAAUAACCUUUUGUAAGAAUUAAAGUAAAUUCAUGAGUA
Messenger RNA from Eublepharis macularius, 913 nucleotides. RefSeq names its product single stranded DNA binding protein 1 (gene SSBP1). Gene Ontology annotation, molecular function: single-stranded DNA binding. The record is from RefSeq and is a predicted model, not a curated record. The coding region runs from base 318 to 764 and encodes 148 amino acids. Lineage: Eukaryota; Metazoa; Chordata; Lepidosauria; Squamata; Eublepharidae. Gene Ontology annotation, cellular component: mitochondrial nucleoid. The transcript has 8 exons. Gene Ontology annotation, biological process: mitochondrial DNA replication; positive regulation of helicase activity.